CUCGACACCUCAUCGCGCAAGUCGUCGCGUUCGAGCGUACGAGUGCAGCCUGAAGCCAAAGAAACGAAGCCAAGCGACCCUUUCAGGCCACCAACGCCAACAGCGAUCGAAGUCGCUGCACCCAGCUAGCUCCAAUCCAGCAGCUCUCUCAAUCACCAUGCUGAUGCGCCAAGCCUCGCGCCACGCGCGCGCCGUCGCGGCACGCCAGUCGAGCAGCGCGAGCAGCACGACGACGCACUUCGGCGAUAGAACCGUACCGACGGAGGAAAAGGCCGGCCUCGUCAAAGGCGUCUUCAGUUCGGUAGCGAACAACUACGACCUCAUGAACGAUUUGAUGUCCGGCGGCAUGCACCGGCUCUGGAAGGACGACUUCGUGGGGCGAUUGAACCUGCCCGCGGUAGCGAGGGCGACGGGCCAGGCGCCGCGAUGCCUAGAUGUCGCGGGUGGCACGGGUGACAUCGCCUUCCGCAUGGCCGAGAGUCUGGCGGCGUGGCUGCCGCCGCUCGAGGAGGACGGUGCCAUCCCCUUGACGGUGUCGGAUCCGAACGAGGAGAUGUUGAGCGUUGGUCGCGAACGGCAGCAACAAAGGGGCAUCGACGCGUCCUGUCUGCAAUUUGAGGUCGGCGACGCCCAAUCCUUACCCUAUGAGGACGAGACCUUUGACGUCAUUACGAUCUCGUUUGGUCUGCGGAACGUCACGGACAUCGACGCGGCUCUGAGAGAGAUGCGGCGAGUACUCAAAAAAGGAGGUCGUUUCGAGUGUUUGGAAUUUAGUAAGGUCGAGCCCGCCCCGCUCCGAGCUUUAUAUGACGCCUACUCGAAGCAUAUUAUUCCAGAAAUUGGUCAUCGGGUUGCUGAUGAUAGGGCGUCCUACGACUAUUUGGUCGAGUCCAUCAGAAAACACCCGUCGCAACUGGAGCUGUUGUCGCAGUUAGCCAUGGCGGGGUUCAAGUCGCCGACGGUGCGGGACAUGACCUUUGGAGUUGUGGCGGUGCACAGCGGGUACAAGUAAGUUUGAUUGACGCCUAGCCCCAUAUGUACGCCGCGUCGAUGGCGUGGAACCAUCGCCACGCCAUCGCGCAGGGUACAAGUAAGUUUCAACAGAC
Molecule: messenger RNA, 1106 nt
Organism: Pelagomonas calceolata
Lineage: Eukaryota; Pelagophyceae; Pelagomonadales; Pelagomonadaceae
Source: the annotation of a GenBank genome assembly